UUUUAGACUUGGGCUGGGAAUUCUGGGAGAGAUAGGCUGCUAGAAGUGCCUAAACCUGUAUCGUUUCAUUCCUGUUCAUCAAUUACGUUCAUAAUCAACAACAAUUUUCCCUCCUUCGAUCCUGGUAUCUAUCAUUGGUAUCAGAGCAUCAUUCUGGUGACCUGAUUUCUCGUUGCAUCAUCAGAAAUUUUUCGUUCCAAGCUGUGACUGUUUCGGACAAGAGCCAAGAUGGAACAGCGAUUGGAGGCUGUUGAACGCAGUUAUGCAAAUGGGAAAGAAACAUUGCUGCGAAUGGAAGCAAGGAUGGAGGAGAUGUGGACUAAGCUGGACGAGUCUGUGGACAGUUUCCGUCAGUUUUGUCGCAGGCGACCUAGAGAUCGAUCGCGGACAGACAGGAGCCGUCGAUCAUCAGAAACGAAGGACUCAGCACCGGAAAAGAAGUCACGACCGAUUUCUUCUGGUUCGCAGUCGCGAAUGAAUACCCCCUGUUCGCAGACUGCAUCGCGCGUAGCAGCUUCUAGCUCGCAAUCGCGAACUUCUUCGCAAUCGCAAGCCGUUUCUCACAGUAGUUCGCAGAAAUCGUCGCAGUCAGCAUCGUCUUUUAUUUCUCCUAGUUCACAGAUACGAACUACCUCUCUCAGUUCGCAUCUCAUUCCGAAGGCGUUUUCAUCUGCUAUUCACUCGCAUCAGAAUGCAACUCUAUCCAGAGAGAAAUCUGAUUGUGCGCAAAUUUUGUCUCAGGUCUCUUCUGAAUCGCUGACCGCAUCUCACAGUUCAUCAACUCUAGCCGUUUCUCACACUUCGCAGUCGCUAAGGACUUCUUUCAGUUCACCAUCGCAAACUGAUACAUCGCAUCCUCCGGAUUAUGUGAGUCUACUGCCACUUCCUUAUGACAAAAUGAAUUCGAAGCAAUUUGACAAAAAUACAUCUAAGCUCAACAAAAGUGAAGAUGGACGCCAGGAACAAUCAUCUGUUGUUCAGGUUCAUAUUCCUGAAAUUCGAUCGGUUGCAGGGAUGAUAAGAAAAUUUCCUAGUUCAUUCGCUUCUCUUACUCUCGUACAUAUGGAUGGAAAACACAAGGACAAUAGGAAACUAAAUCAGGUAAUAAAUGAGAGCACUGAAUUCUUGUUCUCCAAAGUCAUUCCUGGAAAAUAUAGUUGUAAAGUUAGGAAUUCUUUAGGAGUGCUUUAUGAGGAAGACAGAUGGUAUGGGGAUAAAAAUUUGGCCUACUUUGGACAUUCAGUUCAAAAGAACAUAAGGGAUGCUAAUGAACAUAAGGUUGUCAUGCUUCUAUCCUUGGACUCCUCAGAUAUGGGACUGAAAGGGGCUGAUAAUUUUACUUUUGGUAGCAGUGUUGAAGAAAAGGUUGAUGAAAUAAAAGAGAUUGGUGCUGUUGACAAUUUUAAGAAUCAUGGUGAUGUUAUUGGCUUUAAUUCAGAAUACCAAUGGGGUGGAACCAAUGUGAAUCUGGACAAUACUAUCCAGGCUGCUGUAUUGAAUGUCCCCAAGUACCUUGUUUCACCCACCAACUCGUGGCUUGGCACUUUGACAGGAGGGCAUGAACUGAACUUUCAGAGAUCAGUUUUAUCCAGUGAAGGAGCAGUUCAGGGAGUGGGGUAUACCCAUGCCAAAGCAUUAUCAAGGUUCUGUAAAGCUAUUGUUCAGGCGAGGCAAGGUCAAGGGAAUUGCUUGGAGAAAUAUGUGCACAAGGAGCGGGUUUUGGGGGAAAUUACCCAAAGGCAGUAGGGUCAGCUUAUGAUAAUAAGGAAUACUCUUACAUGAAGGGUAAUAGGGUGAAGAAUGACUAUAUCCUGGAAAAAGAGAAUUUUGAGAAAGUUGUUGAUUAUGAUAAGUCUGUGUGGUUCUACAACUUUAGGGCUAUCGUAUCUGUGGUGAAGAGCUUGGAAAGCAUUAGUACUAGUGCAGUUAUAACAGCUCUAGACUCUUCCACUAACUUUUUGAGUGUUGCUAUUGGAAACGAAUCUGGCCAAGUUCCCUAUGACAUGCUUAGCAGCAACUCUGGCUCUCAGAAAGCAAGAUUGCAUUUGCUCAUUGAACCCAACGCUGAAGUUUCCCUUUUCCCAAGUGGUGCUUGGUACCAAUGCACCGCUAUCUUUUCGCUUGUCAGUUCCCCAGUAUGCAUCUGGCAGUCCAUGGCAUCAGGAUCCAAAUGGGUUAUGGGGCUUGAAAGCCGCCAGGUUGUUCUGUUUGAUAUUGGUCCACCCUCGGUUUUGUUUCUAAUGUACAGUCCCUCUAUCUCAAGAUUUCUAAUCUUAUCUACUAAGGCAUCUAUGGGUCUUCCUCAAAGCACGGUGAAACCAGAAGGUAGAAUCUCAUAUGAAAGUGAGGAAGAACUUUCUUGGUGCUUAACCAAAGGUGGCGGACACAUUAUUUUAAUGACUAGCAGCAUUGGCAGUUUGACCUAUUCGCAGCCAGCGCAUCCAGAAAAGGAUAUUGAAAGAAAAGAUCAAACAGAAGCAUCUGAUCAUGAGGAACAAAACAAUUACAAUGAUCCCGAAAAUCAGUGUGUUUCUCAGGAAAGCAAUCUCAUGGUUCCGCCAUCAGUUAGCUACUGGGAAGGAAGAGGUGCUCGGAUGAAGAUGAAGUUGAAGAUCAAGGCUUUGUCCUAUCACCCACCUUGAGGACAAGGUGGGUUUUCAAGGGGGGAGAUAUGAUAGGGCCCUGGGCUGUAGAGAAUAAUGAUAAUAACAGUGAUAGAUUGAUAUUGAAUAAGUUUGGUAUUGUAUAAAUAAGUAUUCUGGGCCAUGUCAUAUAAUAUGGGCUGGCCCGUUAGAAUAGAGUACUAUAAGAGAUGGAAGGAAGGGAGGAAAGGGGUGUUGGCUCUAUCCUUCCAAAAUCAACGUGUUGACCGUGUUGCUCCUAAGUUGACCUCAUUGACCAUCUAACUCUGAGAAUUGAC
Cuscuta epithymum is the source of this 2920-nucleotide messenger RNA. NCBI's taxonomy places the organism in Eukaryota, Viridiplantae, Streptophyta, Magnoliopsida, Solanales, Convolvulaceae. The record is from the annotation of a GenBank genome assembly.